Messenger RNA from Calliphora vicina (urban bluebottle blowfly), 10519 nucleotides. RefSeq names its product Ten-Eleven Translocation (TET) family protein (gene Tet). Gene Ontology annotation, biological process: positive regulation of transcription by RNA polymerase II. The transcript is spliced from 10 exons. The record is from RefSeq and is a predicted model, not a curated record. Gene Ontology annotation, cellular component: nucleus. NCBI's taxonomy places the organism in Eukaryota, Metazoa, Arthropoda, Insecta, Diptera, Calliphoridae. Gene Ontology annotation, molecular function: DNA 5-methylcytosine dioxygenase activity; zinc ion binding; DNA binding. Bases 164 to 9385 code for a protein of 3073 amino acids.
UUUUUUUUUGGGGAAAAGUUUAACGAAGGAUACACACAUUUACGAACAAAACCAACUACUGCAACUACUACAAGUUGUAAGUUGUAAUAAAUAAAAAUAUUUCUGACUGACCGCCCCUGUUACGAGUGCUUACAACAACGGCCAUGCAACAGGGUAAAUUUAAAUGGCGUCUUCAAUAGUGGCACAAUCUAGCGGCGGUACACAAGAAACGUCUGCAAACACUUUACUGCACCACCACCAUCAACAACAACAGCAGCAUCAGGCCCAACAACAGCAGCAGCAGCAACAGUUACAGCAACAAAAUCAGCAACAUCACGCAACAGCUGUUACAUCCAGCAAUUUGCAAAAUACGCAUUUGCAACAUUUAAGCAGUCUAAGCCAUCAUUACACACACAUUGGAACAACGGCCACAUUUCAGCCUCAUCAUCCACACCAGCAACAGUAUCAACAGCAUCACGUUGCCUAUCCUGGGCUACAGCAACACAACCAGCAACACACACAGCAGCAGUUGUAUCAGCAACAUCAGCUGCAACAGCAACAACAUUGGGACUAUUAUGCGAGGCAGCCACCGCCCCAUAACCAGCAGCAGCAACAACAGCAACAGCCUCAACACUCCCAGCAAGUUCAACAGCCAUUACAAUCUUCAACACCCACUAGUACCAGCAAUAACUCAACGUCAACUUCCACUAAUAACAAUAACAAUAAUGCCCCGGCGGCCACAAAUGGUUCAAGUUCCGUUGCCACAGUUGAUAGCCAAAAUGUUACCAAUCCGGGAAAUAAUAACACCAACAACAGCCACACAAAUGCUAGUUCGACCAGCAAUAGUAAUACCAAUGAUUCUGUAAGUUCUCAAACUAACGGUUCCAACAAUAAUUACACACGCCCUUGGGAAAUGGAGUCCAAAGACACAAACAGCAACUCCAGUUCCAAUCCCACACAACCAAAGAGUGGCUUUGAGCCAUUUUCAAAACUGCCCUCCUUUUCGAGUCAAUUUCAAGGCUUCGAUCAAUUAAUGGCCGAUGGUACACCCAUACCGCCAACGGCCUCCUCCACUACGGCGGGCAUAAAUCCAUCACUGAAUUCUCUGCAAACCGUGGCCAUGUCACCAGCCAGUAUAUCGGUCAGCUCACCGGGUAUGGUGAGUGUAGGUUCACCUCUCACCCAGCUGACCAACUUACAAACCAGCAUCACGCCACCUUCGACGGGUUUUACACCUUUAGGUGCGCCACCGCCGCCAGUGCCAACCAAUGCAUUUCAUCCCCAUCACCGACCUGCAUAUCCUCUAGUGCCAGCCGUCUUGCCAGCGCGUGAUAUACCACCAACUUUAACCAGUUCGGUUAGCACAGGUUAUACAUCCGAUCCUAUGCUAUAUCAACCAUUGACACCUUCAUAUGCUCCACACACGCCCAGUUCACUAGUACCCCUCUCGAUACAGUCCACUUCGUCGUCACUGUCCCUGUCGUCAUUGUCUUCACUGGGCAAAAAGGAUAAUUCAAUGUCAGCAUUUGAUCUCAAUACAAAUUCAAAUGGUUCACACAUGAGUGCAACUACAUCGAAUACACCAAAUACUAUUGGCACGCCUCUGGGCAUGCAUACGCCCACACCUUCGUACGAUGGUGCCAGCAGUUCGUCAAUGAUGGAUAUUUCCAAUAGUGCACUAGGUGCUAGUAAUACUGGUUAUCAUACACCCCACUCGACUCACACCAGUACGGGAUCUCAUACACCGCACACUACCCAGCCACAUACGCCCACUCCCUCGACCACGACGCCGCUGAAGGCGGACAAAGUUCUUAACUCGCCGUUGGCUAGAGUGGAUGCUCGCAAGAAAGAGAGGCGGAAAAAUCGGGCCCAUUCGCUGGAGUCCAGUGCCGAAUCCGAGGCCAGUGCCAUGGAUGUGGACCCCAGCAAUCCCGGCCAAGUAGAUGCUGUCUCAAGUACUGCUAAUUUUAAGAGUCCCAUCAGUAGUUUGGGCAUAGGAGACAGCAAUGAUGGUACCGGGGAAAAACAGAUGCCUUCUAACAUUUUCCAGUCAAAAAAGAAACGUAAACGUUGUGGCGAAUGCAUCGGUUGCCAACGCAAAGAUAACUGCGGUGAUUGUGCUCCCUGUCGCAACGAUAAAAGUCAUCAAAUCUGCAAACAACGUAGAUGUGAAAAACUGACCGAGAAAAAGGAACCUAAAGCCAAACAAGUUGUUUAUGGUCCUGAUGGUACACCGGUGCGUGCUGAAUCACGACGAGGUCGUGGAAAGGCUAAAAAUGCAACCGGAAAUACAACACCGACAACUGGGACGGGUCGUGGUCGUAAACCAUCUGCUAAAGCUGCAAAGUUAAAUGCGGCCGCUGCUACAGCAACUGCGCAUUCACCACGUCAGGUUGCGAAUUCAACGAUUAGUCCAGUAGCUGCCACAACAGUGACGGCAACAGUAGUGCCACAUCCCUCACCAAAUACGAAUACCAAUAAUAAUAACAAUAACAACAACAAUAUCAAUACGGUGGUUGCUAAUAAUUUGUUGGUGAAUAAUACUCAACAGCAAUUAAAUACAUUGCAUCAUCAGCAACAAACAAGUCAACAACAGCAGCAGCAACAUAUACAGCAACAACAGCAAAUACCAAAUAAUCAACAAUUGCAACAGCAGCAACAACAACAGCAUCUAACACAAACAUCUAAUCAACAUACUCAACAGCAGCAACAUCAUUUAUCUACACUACACACUCAACAACAGCAACAUUUAUCACAACAACAACAGCAGCAGCAGCAACAACAGCAUCAUCAACUAGCAGCUCAUACUCAACCUCAACAACAGCAGCAGCAACAACAACAAACUCUGCAUCAUCAGCAGCAGCAACAACAACAGCAGCAACAGUCCCAGUCCCAGCAGCAUCAUCAUCACCAACAUCAGCAACAUCAAAUAACCGCACAAAUUCAAACCAUGAAGGAUCAACCUCAACAACCCAUGGCACCCAUGGCCUUUUAUCCCACAUGGCAAGCUGAUCCUUCGCAGGGAUGGCAAAAUCAAUUCAUCCAACAAAUACCACAGAAUACGCCAACCAUAACGUCGCUCAACUCGUUGGACUUUCAGACACAAUCAUACGGUUAUCCAUCAAAUGGAUAUGUACAGACUGGUCUAGGAUUUGAUCCCAACUAUGGACGUUCGCCAUAUGGAGCGCCCGUGCAGCGCUAUGAUUUCCAGAGUCAACAACUAUCCAGUGCACCCAUUAAUCAGGUCGGUUUGCAGGGUGUAGGUUUCGGGCCGGCCGCAGUAACAUAUGCUGGGCAGGUAUCGACCACACCCGCAGCGCCUUCAGCGGUGGGUUUGCAACAGCAACAACAUUUGGGCAGUGUAUCAGAUCUCAACAAAUCGAUGUCGGGAAACGACACGCCUGGAUAUCCACGGGUGAGCAGCGUGCCGCCGCGCUCACUCAAUUGUAACGGAUAUUCAGGCGACUAUAGCGGCAGUCCUCAGCAGACUUCGAACUCUAAUAACAGUAACAACAGCAACAGCAGUACAAAUGCAGCUGCUCAUGCCACUGUUGCAGCAAAUAACUCCACAUCAGCUUCAUCGUUAUCGGCAUCCGCAACGGGCCACAAUGGUGGUCAAACUAUUGCUCACAACACAUCUGUUUCACAACCGGCAGCUUCGCCAAUGUUGGCGCCAAAUAACCAAACUGUGCCACCAUCUCCCACUCGUAGUGUCAUGCAACAACCUCAGUCUCAGGCGAUGACACAACAGCCACGCCAUGUUUCUCAGUCACCCAAUCAGAUUCCUCAAUCGCCCAAUGCCAAUAUGCCAUUAACACAGCAACAACAGCAGCAGCAGCAGCAACAAUAUGGUGGCACAACCAUACCGGCUUCGCCUCAUCACAAUGUGGCCGGCAUGCAGUCGCAACAGCAGAGUCAUGCAAAUAUUGCCUCACCACCCCAACACCCCCAACCCAUGCAACAAGACUGGAAUUGGAGCAGCCAAGCACAGGCUGCCAAUGAUCCGUAUCAACAGACCACGGGUCCGGGUGGAGAACGUUUAAAUCUCAACACUCGCAUUAAAUCGAUGAUUAUGCGUAAGAAUGAUCCAAAAGAUCCGCUAUCCGGUGCAGCACCGCCCGAUCUGCAUGGUAUGGCUGGAGCACCACCUCCACCCUUGGCUGGACUCAAUGCCCCAAAUGCCAACCAGCAGCAACAACAGACCGGUCAUUUUUUAUCGUAUAGCCACCAUCUCCGAAGCGAUUCAGUAAUGAACGCCAAUGGUUCGAAUGGUACUAGUGGACCACCUCCUGCAACGCAGCAAACCCAAUCUGGCUUAGCAGCGGGGGGCCCACUGGCAACAGAACCAAUCGGAGGUGGUGGCGACCAAAUUUGGAAACCACACCACGCAAACUCUUUUAAGAAACCCGUGGUAUCUGGUUUUCCAACUGUGGAACCUCAUCAUCAUAAUCAUCAUCCUCACCACCAGCAACUACAACAUCAACAACAGCCCAUUGCACAAGCACCUCCUCAACAUACUACGACCGCUCAUAGUGAACCAAAAAAGUCCCGAAGUAGAAGUAAAAAAUCGUCAUCAUCCUCUGCCUCAGCGUCAGCGUCAGCGUCAGCCACAUCCGCCGCAGCCGCCGCCUCAUCUAAUAACAAUCAUGCAAAUGCAGAUAAUGCUGACAUCGAUAAAAAUAGCCAUGAUCCUGGAGGUGGUCACCAUCUGGCACAUUUGGCAAAUAUCAAGUUAGAAAAGAAUGCUCCGUAUCCCCCACCACCCUCACAUUAUCCGCCACAGCACCCAGAUUAUCAUCAUGCUCCUUAUAUCAAAACCGAGCCCGGUUUAAUACCCGGCCAACCCAAUAAAAUGGAAGGUUACGAGCGCAACUAUCAGAACUUUGUGCAAUAUGCCGACUUCUGUCAAAAUGAAGUUCAAGGUCAGCCCGGUUCCGGAACACAAUCCGGAAUGCCCCAACAACCUCCCCAUCCACAUCAUCAAAGUCAACAGGACUACGCUGCGGCAGGUUAUCACCCCAACACCGGUUAUUAUGGUACUUCGUCGAGUUUUCAACAGAACUAUCAACAAAAUUUCGUCCCCAACUAUCAACAUUCAGCCUCAUCUUUUGGCAAUGCCCAUGGUAUGCAUCCGCAUGCAAAUGCCAUGUCCCACGGUCACACAAAAUCAAUGAAUGGGCCUUUGGCUAAACACCAUGCGUCUAGUUUGCAUCAUCACAACAGUCAUAUGAUGGAUGUGGAUCGUAAACCGGAAACCAAUAGCAUAAUACCGUUGCCAACCAACUAUGAGAAGGACAUACCAGCUCAUGCAUAUCCCAUACCACCACAUCGGUAUCCAUUGGGACAUGCACCACCUCAUGGACAUCUGGGUCCCGGGUUAUUGGAGCCCAAAAUCGAGAAUAUAGAUAGUGGUUACGGUGCUACCGCUUACCCUUUUCACGGUGAAGGAGGUCCAGCCGCUAUUAAAAAUAGCACUGGAUUCUCCUGCUGUCGUCAAGGUGGCACUCGUGCUCCCACUGCAGAACAUCUGAAAGAUGGCUCCUGUACGGGCAUGCAAACCAAAGACGAGAUUAUUUUGGAAGAAGAAGAGGCACAAGCGGCCAACCAGAAUGGUGCUAAACCAAAGAAAAAGAUCGUUAAACAAGAGGAAAGCAAUGAAAUUGUUGUUAAACAUGAAAAAAUCAAUCCUCUUUUUGAUACUUCGGAUCGUUUGGAGAAGGGAAACAAAACGGAAGUUCCGGAAUGUGAUUGUUUUCAAUCUGACAAAAGUCCACCCGAACCUGGUACAUACUACACUCAUCUCGGUACUGCUUCCAAUUUGGCGGAUUUGCGUAGAGAAUUCGAAGAGCGAACACAAGUCACGGGUCGCCAGUUGCGAAUUGAAAAAAUAUUGUACAGUGGCAAAGAAGGUAAAACUUCUACGGGUUGUCCAUUAGCUAAAUGGGUCCUACGAAGAGCUGAUCCCGAAGAAAAGAUUCUAGUCGUUGUCAAAAAGCGGCCUGGUCAUAGAUGUAUAGCUGCCUAUGUUGUAGUCUGUAUGGUUGUCUGGGAUGGUAUGCCUCGUAUGGAGGCAGACAAUGCUUACAAGAAUCUUAUACCAAAACUUAACAAAUUCGGCUUGCCCACAACACGUCGUUGUGCCACUAAUGAAAAUCGCACAUGCGCAUGUCAAGGUCUGGAUCCCGAAUCUUCUGGGGCCUCAUAUAGCUUUGGCUGUUCAUGGUCAAUGUACUAUAAUGGUUGUAAAUAUGCACGUUCCAAAACCGUAAGAAAAUUCCGUCUUUCGGUUAAGAGUGAAGAGUCUGCCAUUGAAGAGCACAUGAAUAUGCUGGCCACAAUUUUGGCACCGAUGUUUAAGCAAAUGUGUCCACGUUCCUAUGACAAUCAAACUCGUUAUGAGAAGGAAGCUCAAGAUUGCCGUCUUGGUAACAAGCCGGGUAAACCAUUUUCAGGUGUCAGUGCAUGUUUAGACUUUUGUGCUCACGCCCACCGAGACUUACACAACAUGCAAGAUGGCUGUACGGUACAGGUGGCUCUACUGAAACCAUCAAAUCGUGAUGUCUCCCAUCCAGACGACGAGCAACUUCACAUCUUGCCUCUAUAUACAAUGGACACUACUGAUGAAUUCGAAACGAUUGAAGGACAAAGGGAAAAGCAUCGAACUGGGGCAGUUCAAAUUCUGGACAAAUUCCCCUGUGAAGUGCGUGUACGUUCCACACCUCUUAUACCUUGUCGUAGACAUGGAAAAAAACGCAAAGAGGAUGAGACAACACCGGUAGAAGCUGAUACCAAUGCGGCAACACCUGCUCCAGCAACAGAAGCUCAAACGGCCACUAAUGGAUCUACACCAGUUGCAGCAAAAAAGGACUCGAAUGGUAGCUCUACGAACACUAAUGCGAAUCCAAGUGCGAACAACAGCCCAAAUGCAGCGAAUACAGCUACAGCGUCGGCCUCAAAAUCAAAGUCGAAGGCUAAAACGCAACAGUCAACGACUACUGCAACAUCAGUGCCACCCACAACACCAUCACCGCGUUGCCAAACUCCAGUUACAAAUAAUCCCAGUCCUGCAGGCAGUGCAUUCACCACACCUCCCGUUAGCAACAAUAACAAUCAUUCCAAUUCCCCAGCCAGUAAUGGCAGUACUACUGGAGGUAACCAACCAAACAACCAACUAAUGUCGUCCAAUUCCAGUCUAAUGAACAUGGCGACUAUGAUUGAUACAUUCACAGAUGCCCAACUGCAAUCGAAUCAGAUAUCGAGUACCGUUUUGGAUUCACCCUACUCCUAUGACUAUCAAACCGGUUCCUAUAUAGACUCGCGGAACUACUAUGGCAACUGGCCUCCACCACCCCAUCCGCACAAUCCGCACAAUCCACACAAUCCACAUGCUCCAGCGCAUACAGUUGCUCCCAUGGGCACAGCAGCGCCUAUUGGUCCACCCACAACUCCAACAAUACCGAAUGCAAAUGUUAAUCCCAUGGCGAACGCCCCAACAACACCCAGUGGCGUUCUUCAGACUCAGACUCAACAGCAUUCGACCGGUGCAGCACAAAUCGAGGGCAAUGGUUACAAUACCGGGUGCUAUAACAAUUUACCGACUGCAGGCAGCCAACAAUUGACCCAGGUACAUGACGUACGCGGUGAGGUUAAAAGUCGAGGCAGCGAAGAGAAUCCCGACUCCACCACAUUAGUCAACAACAGUUUAGCGGCAGAAAGUAAGUUAACUACUCUUACUCCUAUGACACCAAUGACUAAUCUAACGACACAACAUCAUCCUCAUGCUCCUCCUCCACCUCAUCAUCCCCAUGCGUCUCCACUUGAAGAAGGUUUUGUUAAGCCAAAGCCACCGACUGACUACUCUCAGUACUCCCAGUAUCCAAACAACUACCAGAUGUAUCCACCACCACACUCUGCAUAUUCAGCAUACGAUGCCUACCAGAACAUGAACUACAACUAUGGCUACCAUCAGGCGUAUUCUCCCUACGGCAUGUAUCCCCAGCAAACACCACCGCCCACGCCACCACCUUCGGCCAACUGGAACAUGUAUGGCCAUCAUCAAGGAACGGCGAAUACAGUCACAGCCACCCCAUACUCUUCAGCGCCAUUACCACCCUCAGCCACUGGACCUAUACAUCAAACUGGACAAAUGCUCAACUCGGGUCCCAUGCUGCCAAUUCAAACCACCCUAUCGAAUGGCAAUACGAAUAUGAAAAUGGCAACUGAUAGUGGUGUCCUUCCACCCCCGACAAUGGUAAGCAAUAACGCAGCACUUUGUGGCCAGAACCCAUCAUUAUCAAACCCUCAAACCAGUAUAACUGAUCUCAACAACACCCCGGCUCCAAACAAUCUCAAUGGGGAAGCAAAUGCACCGCCCAACUCUAAUGCAGGUCUCACAUCUCCCGAUAACAAUAUUGUUAAUGAGGGCAAUAACAUUUCCGCAGCUACAACCCUCACAUCAGCGGCAAAUGACAAUACGAACAUGAGUGCAGCCACUCCCUCACCAGUUUCCAUGGCCACAGAUUCAUCCAAUUCGGCAUGUCCCACAACAAAUACUAAUCCAAAUAAGAUUGAGCCCAUUGGCGAAGUGACCGAAUUCAAUGAAAACGUUGAGGCUUUCCAAGAUCCCCAAAUGGGUGGUGUGGCAAUAGCUUUAAAUCAUGGCAGUGUCUUGAUAGAAUGUGCCAAACACGAAAUGCAUGCGACGACCGCUUUAAAACAUCCUAAUCGGCAUGAGCCCACACGCAUGACUCUGAUCUUUUACCAGCACCGCAAUCUGAAUCGAAACCAUCAUGGCAUUGAUGAGUGGGAGGAAAAGAUGCGCGUUAAGAAGAUCAACACCGACCUGGACAACAAGGCAAAAGAGGAAAAGGAAAAAAUUAAAAAAGAACAAAUCGUCGAAAACGAAGACGAUGAAGAGGAUGAAGAAAUGUCAUCAGCAGCGGUUACCAAUGCAACAGCAAUCGCGCCUGUUGCAGCAAAAACAACACCGCCAAAAAAAGAUGUCAAUACAAGUGGUGGCAAUGGUAAUGGCAAAGGCGGUAAUGGUAGCGCCGGCGGGGGAGGAAAUGCACCCUCUGGCGGCAAAAAGAAAAAAGAACCAGCUAAAAAAAAUGUCCAAAAUUCUCAAACCAACAACAGCAACAACACUAGCAACAGCAAUAACAACAACAACAAUGGCAGUGAGCCAAAAAACGAGAAAGUUGCCCUCCGAGCACCCACACUAACAACAACUUCGUGGACAACCCUGUUUCCUAUGCACCCAUGUGUGGUUACAGGGCCUUAUCAGGAGGGCAACAGUAGUCCAACGUCCACAACAGUUCAACAGCAGCAACAACAACAAAUGCUGGAACAACCACAACAAUUGCAACAACAACAGCAGCAACAACAACAGCCAAUGCAAACAUAAAUUUCCAACAAAACGGAAACAUUUCUUAAGGUAUCUAAACUUUAGAGAGCUCUUGAAUGCUUAAAGAACAAGAAACCAGUGAUUUCUCCUCUUUCAAGAUUUCAAGAUUUUCGACUGAAUUUUUUGUUAAACAUUUUCCCCAUUUACAUAUUAGGUCAUUUCGACUUUUGUGCCAUAAUAUAAAUAAUACUACCCCUACUACUAUGUAUUUUUUUUAUUUAAUUUGUUUUCAUUAAUUUCUUGUGAUUUUUGAUUUUUUUUACACGUUCUUUCGUUUCAUUUGUGUCUUCAUUGUUAAAUAUUUGUUUGCAAGAUUUAUGCCAUUAUAUUUUAGCUAAAUGAUAGAGAUUCAUUUUUAAACAAACAGCCACAGCCACUGAUUGAAUAGUUUUAAAAGACAGCCAAGACUGUAUUAAAGGGAGCAUACCCAAUCCUUUAAAUACAACCUGCUGGGUAAAAACAAAACCAUUUUUAAAAUCACACACAACAAAUUCAUACUUAAAUAACAUAUAAAAUAUAAAACGCUUUUUAACAAAAUAAAAUAUUAAAAAAAAAAACAAAAAACUACUACAAAUAUUUAUAAAUAUUAUUAACGGAAAUUCAAACUACAAAUACAGAUUACACUUUAUGAUUUUGAUAAUUUUCUUUAUUUUUUUCUGCAUUUUAAAGAUUUUUUCAUUACAAAAAUAAACAACAUCAACAUAAAAAACAAGAGUGAUUAACAAAAUAAAAAUACAAAAAAUAAAAUAAUUAAAUUCAGUUGUAACCUAAAAUUAAUGAAAAAAAUACAAACAAAAGUUAAAAAAAUAAUAAAAUACUGUUAGAAAAAGAUCAUUGCCAAAAGUACAAAACAAAAAAAAAAAACAAACACAAACAUGAGAAAAAUAAUAUUACUAAAAAAAUAAAAUUUUUUAAAAAAUCUCGCUACUUUAAAACCAAACAAAUACAAAAUAAAUGACAAAAAACUGAAGUAAUAAAUAUUUUUUUAGAUCAUCAACACAAAUACAAAAACUGUCUGGUAAUAGACCGACCGGCCACUCACUAAACUUUCUUGGUUAACUAAUACAAACAUACAUACUUACGAGCGCAAACAUACAUAGAUACAUACAUACAAACUAUAGCAAAAAAAAAUAA